Molecule: messenger RNA, 1790 nt
Organism: Maylandia zebra (zebra mbuna)
Lineage: Eukaryota; Metazoa; Chordata; Actinopteri; Cichliformes; Cichlidae
Source: RefSeq, a predicted model, not a curated record
AGCACCCCAACGCACCAAGAAGAAGCAGCUCUUCAACGCUACUGCUACUUCCGACGAAGAUGAACGUGUCCAGAAGAGCCGUGCUGGGUUUGAUUCUCCUUUGUCUGUCACCAUCAUCUUCUGGAGACUCCACAACCCUCAAGAUUUUUCCUGGAGAUAAUGUCAUUCUGCCAUGUCACGUUCCAAAUGAUAUAUCAAUUGGGGCUGUGAUGUGGACCAGGUCUUACUUGGAUUCAAAAUAUGUAUUUUUUUACCAAAGCAAUGCGUCUGAUCCAGACACUCAGAAGUCAGCUUCUCUGAGUCGCAUAUAUCUGCUGCAUACAGACAUGUGGAAUGGUCAAUUGUCUUUGUAUAUAGUGGAGGCGACAUUUGCUGAGAUUGGAACGUAUGAGUGUCAUGUCGCCCAGACAGGAACAAACAACUCUAAGGCGGCCAUUUUGAAGACCAAGCCAAUCAACACUCUCAAUCUGACAAUGGAACCAAUGAAAGUCUUCGCUGCACCUGGAGAAAUUGCCAUUCUGCCAUGCGAGGUUCCAAAUAAGGAGUCCAUUGGAGCUGUGAUGUGGACCAGAUCUGUCUUGAAUCUAGAAAAAGAACUUUUUUACCAGAGCAAUGCAUCUGAUCCAAGCACUCAGCCGCCACAUUAUGCGAACCGAGUACGUCUCAUGUAUACAGACAUGCAAAAAGGGAAAUUGACAUUGUUUCUGUAUGGCACGACAUUUGAUGAUGAUGGAACGUACGAGUGUCAUGUCACCCAGGUAGGAACAAACAACUCUAAGGCAGCCAUUUUAAAGACUACGCCCAUCACAAUCAUCAAGCUGACAAUAGUACCAGUACCAGAAGGGUUUGAGAUUGACCAGAGAUUGGAAGCUUGUGAUCCAGCUACAUUUUUUCAGCCACUUGUUUUUGCUAUGGGAGCUACUGUUGUCAUCACAGGUAUUUUGAAAUAUUGUGUUUGCUGGCAUAAGGCAGCUCCAUGCAUAGCGAAACUGCUUAUUAAAGAGUAAUAUUUUUUCUUUAAACAUUUUGAACUUCUUCAGUGUUAGGUUUAGUUAUUAAUGUAUUUCUGUUCAUGUAAUAUUGUUUAAGAGUUUGUUAAAAUUAACUGUAAAGAGCCCAGGUGGUAUGUUAUAUGUUUUUUUGGUCAAACAUUGAGGGUUGGCUGUGAUGUAGGAUUUAGGAUGGUGGGAAAGAAAGACAGCAGGCUGAGCUGAAGGUCAGAGAGUUGGAGAUGUUAAGAUUUUGACUAUGAGAGACCAGAAUGGAAAAAAAUAGAAAUUAGUACAUUAGAGGAACAGGCAAGGCUGAGCAGUUCAGAGACAAAAAAAGAAAGAAAAAGCAAAGUGGAAACAGUGGAGAUACAAUGUAUAUACUGGACAAAUGCUUUUGAAGAUGGAGGAAGACCACAAAGAAGAUUUGUGGAUUGAGUGAAGAAGGAUAGCAAGAGUGCUAGUGUAAUGAGGAGGAUGCAAGGGAUAGGAUGAGAAGCAGGAUGAUCCCAAAGUAAAUUUGCCUUGCCACAUGUAGUGUUUCCUGUCUACGUUAGCAUUAGUUUUAUUGUUUAAUGUUCAGCUUCUGAGCUUUCUGAGAAAAAAAAAACAUGUUGCUUUAAAAAAAAAGGAAAACUUUAUGUGGUUUUAAUACUACACAUGAUAGCAGUGUGACUAAUGCAGACAGCAAUCGUAGCAAUGGUAGAUGAAUUUUCUGGUUCUCCAACAUCCAAAAAAACCUAAAAAUAAAUGUAGCUUAGAGUAGUUUUCAAAUCCAGGCUGCAGACAAUCCAAGUGCAC